Molecule: messenger RNA, 4401 nt
Organism: Echinococcus granulosus
Lineage: Eukaryota; Metazoa; Platyhelminthes; Cestoda; Cyclophyllidea; Taeniidae
Product: SET and MYND domain-containing protein 4
Exons: 16
Coding region: 1-4401 (1466 amino acids)
Molecular function (GO): protein binding
Source: RefSeq, a predicted model, not a curated record
AUGAGGGCGCCUCCGACCUUUGAGGAGGUCUCACACCAGAUAAUCAAGCGGUAUUUCAGGUAUCAGAAGGUUUUAGAGGAGAAUGUAAGGCGGAUAGCUGAAGCGGAACCGGAAGCCGUCUACGACGACUGCCAGGAUAAUAAAACGGAGCCUGCUGAAGAGAUCAGCUACUCACCUCCCUCGGAAAUUUUUAACUUUCCGGCCCACAACCCAUCGUUGAUGACGCUGCAGCAACUGCGGGACUACGCACCAGAGAAGAAGGCCCCCCUAGCGGAGAUAGUAGAUCCCAAAACAGGAGUGAAGGGCCUCGUUGAGACCUGGAACCGCUUCCAGCCCAACGAUCCCUCAGAGUUGCUGGCCCAGAUCCCCUCCCACCAGGGGAACAGUUGGUGUGAGCAGAGCUUGACCUGCAACGACCUCUUGCGCUUUCGAGCUCCCUUUUUCUUCUACGGUCAACGAUUUGACCGGUUGACACGGAGUCAAACUGAGUACUUAGAGCACUGGCAGGCUGUAGUGCGUAACCAUUGCGAUCGUCAACAAGCCGAAGUGGAGGGUCAGCUGGAGCUAUGCCACUGCUAUGACUCACGCCUCCAUCACAUGCGACCUCCGUGUUGGCAAACCGGUCUCACUGACAUGGGUCAGUCCUACGCCUACCGCUAUAAAGAUAUGAUGCGAAAUUUGCUGGGUCAUAAUCACCAUGACAGAAAUUCGUCACGGGAAACGUUGGUGCGCUAUACGACCCCCUUCAACUUGAAGCAAAUGGAAAAUAUUGGACCAAUGGAAUACAUAAAGCGGUAUUGCGAGCUGAGGGCUACCCGAGUACCAUAUUAUACCCGAAUCUUUAACAAAUUCAAGGAGAAUAGAACCCAACUUAUUCCAAUUAGCAAACUUGAAGAGCCGCUGAAGGCUCUUAUGGGCGGUUCUUUUAAUAAGGAACAAGUUGAAGAGAUCGUCUCCCUGUUGGAUAUACCUGGGGAGGAUUACGCACUGAAUGCCAUCGAAUUUGCGCGCAUUUGUGCUCUCGCUGAGCGUCUUUUCUACUGUCAAAAUAUGUAUGUUCUUCAACAGUCACCUUUGAACCUUAACCUCAUUACAAAGAGAUCUAAGCGAAUAUACGGUGAAGAAGGCUAUGCAGUGCAACAGGGAAUCUUGGAAAUGGCAGACUUUCAUAUGCUUGUGAAAAAACUAGAGCAUGUGCAACUGGCGGAGUUUGGCGUGGCUCGCUCUGCAGGGAUGGAAUGCAUGAAACCAGGUAGUCAACACGAGCUUGUGAAGAAAUAUUUCAGGAUCGUGCAUGAGAGUAUGUCAAAAGUGGGUAAGAAAAAGGAAUGGCUGAAGGAGUUUGGUGAGAAUAAAACAGACUUCCAACGCGUUUGUUAUCUCCUCAGGGCUUUGGAAGCUGCUAAUGCCGUGAAGGCCGGUAUAGAAGUGCUUGGACUGCCGUUCACAAGAGAGGCGAUGGCGAGGUUCAAUGGCAAGUCGGAUGAGGCAUCGACGCGGAUACGGGAGUCUAGCAACCGGUUGUGGGAAUCACGCAAAGUGAUGAAAGCACUUGCAUUUUAUACAGCCGCACUCUUUCACGCGGCUUCGGAUUCUGCAAGGGCUCUGGCUUUGGGGAAUCGUUCCUGUGUUCUAUUCAGCUUAAAUUGCUUCGAGGAGGCUGCUGCAGAUGCAAGCGAGGCACUCAAGUUGGGCUUUCCACAGUCAAAGGCCGCACGUCUGCACAUCCGCAUAGCCCAAUGCCAUCAGCGACGGAAUCACCUGCCGGAGGCAAGACAGCACUUCCAGGAAGCCAUCAGCCUCCUCGAUCAUUCUGAAGUCUCUAUGAAGACCUUGCUUCUACCACUGGCUAAACGCGGGUUAUUGGAAUGCAGUGCGGAACGGGAGAAGACGAAGUCGAUGCACCCAUCCCCCUCUGAAUCUGUCUGGAAGUGCAUUCGUUACGAACCUCCGAAGUUUUCAAAAUCCCAGGCAAUUAAGGCGACGAAGGAGCUUAUUGAUGAUACAUCGGAGACUUCUUGCCGUCUGCUCUCUGCACCAGAUGGAACUGUUCGCCUAAGGAAUACCGGUCGCAAACGCGGUUGGACGCUUGAAGUUACAAGGAACGUUUCUGUUGGUGAGGUUCUCAUAGUUGACAAGCCAUAUGCCUCCGUUCUGGUGAAGGAGUUCCUUCACAUGUAUUGCUACCACUGCUACAACCGAUGCUUCAACCUCAAACCUUGCAGUGGCUGCUCUUUCGUGGGUUUCUGCAGCCCCUCGUGUGCGGAGAGCGCGAUGAGACGUGAUGGUGGAAGGAGGGACGGAUUGGGUCGCCAUGUACACGAUUGUGGUGGACUAGUUCCCUGUCUUCAGUUGGACAACUAUGCCGGCUGGCCAAAGGAGUCCAAGGACUCCGUGGGCGGACCAAAUGUCUCUCAUCUUGCCUUUGCUUGCAUUGGCAACACCGCACCAGACUGUCUGCUUGACUACAUCUGCUCAACCGGACGCUAUGAGAAGCAGGAGGAAGGCAAAAGGGGUCACCAGGCUUUCGUUGGCUCCUCGAUCCGCGAUGUUGCUCCGAGUAUCCUCGAUCCCUCUGAUUAUUCUGCUGCAGCCUGGUUAGUUGCCUGCAGUGAGUACCGAAGCCGUGCCGAUCUCUGGCAACGUACGGUCGCUGCUGUCUUCCUCACCUACUGCCUUUCUAUUAAUGACUACCCAAUGGCGUGGUUUGAGGAGGCGGAUCUUUUCUACACUCCUCCAUCUCCUAAAAAUCGUCCAGAUCGCCUUCCAGCAAGUUGGAUUGCGGCUUGCCUGCUCUACCAUCUUCAAUCUGUUCCGGUCAAUGCACAUAGCCACGCGGAUGACGUCUUCUCCUCUCUCCAAAAUCUCGCCUCCUAUACAAUGCGUGAUACCUUCUCCGCCCUCUACCCAACCCUCUCCCUUGUCAACCACUCCUGUGAUCCUUCGACGUUCCGUACCUGCACCAGUGGCGCCACUUGCUUCCUCUCCGCUCUGCGUCCCCUGACUGCAGGCACAGAAAUCUUCGACUGCUACACCGACUGCUUCUCCACCAAGCCUCGCGACGAUCGUCAGAGUGAACUCAGCUCCCACUACCUCUUCCAAUGCGCCUGCGAAGCCUGCACCAAGGACUGGCCGACUCUUUUCGAUCCCAAGCGCCGCCAAAUGGAGUUUCUACGUUGUCCACAGUGCUCUGGCGUCCUGCAUCUGCCUGCUCGGCGUUGUCCUCACUGUCGAUCGACUCGGGCACUAACGAGCUACACUCAUUUGGUGAAUGUUGAGGUGCCAAAGCAGAUGGAAUUGGUUUCGGAGGGUGUGGUGAGAAAUGAUGCGGUGGAUGUUGCAGGGGAACUCUUGAAAAAGCUGGAUUUGCUGGUCCUGCGACCUGGGACUGUGUGGGACCAAGCUCAAGAGCUCUUUAAAAUGAAGCAGGAGGAAGGCAAAAGGGGUCACCAGGCUUUCGUUGGCUCCUCGAUCCGCGAUGUUGCUCCGAGUAUCCUCGAUCCCUCUGAUUAUUCUGCUGCAGCCUGGUUAGUUGCCUGCAGUGAGUACCGAAGCCGUGCCGAUCUCUGGCAACGUACGGUCGCUGCUGUCUUCCUCACCUACUGCCUUUCUAUUAAUGACUACCCAAUGGCGUGGUUUGAGGAGGCGGAUCUUUUCUACACUCCUCCAUCUCCUAAAAAUCGUCCAGAUCGCCUUCCAGCAAGUUGGAUUGCGGCUUGCCUGCUCUACCAUCUUCAAUCUGUUCCGGUCAAUGCACAUAGCCACGCGGAUGACGUCUUCUCCUCUCUCCAAAAUCUCGCCUCCUAUACAAUGCGUGAUACCUUCUCCGCCCUCUACCCAACCCUCUCCCUUGUCAACCACUCCUGUGAUCCUUCGACGUUCCGUACCUGCACCAGUGGCGCCACUUGCUUCCUCUCCGCUCUGCGUCCCCUGACUGCAGGCACAGAAAUCUUCGACUGCUACACCGACUGCUUCUCCACCAAGCCUCGCGACGAUCGUCAGAGUGAACUCAGCUCCCACUACCUCUUCCAAUGCGCCUGCGAAGCCUGCACCAAGGACUGGCCGACUCUUUUCGAUCCCAAGCGCCGCCAAAUGGAGUUUCUACGUUGUCCACAGUGCUCUGGCGUCCUGCAUCUGCCUGCUCGGCGUUGUCCUCACUGUCGAUCGACUCGGGCACUAACGAGCUACACUCAUUUGGUGAAUGUUGAGGUGCCAAAGCAGAUGGAAUUGGUUUCGGAGGGUGUGGUGAGAAAUGAUGCGGUGGAUGUUGCAGGGGAACUCUUGAAAAAGCUGGAUUUGCUGGUCCUGCGACCUGGGACUGUGUGGGACCAAGCUCAAGAGCUCUUUAAAAUGGUAGUGAAUUUUACCAGAGGUAGUUGGACUCUCGAGCCAUCAGAUUGA